AUGGAGACGGGCCCAGCGCCCCUGGUGGCCCCGCCGCGCCGCCACGGCGCCCCCGCGGCUCCUUCGCCACCGCCCCGGGGUUCGCGAGCCGGGCCCGUCGUAGUGGUGGCUCCUGGACCUCCAGUGACUACGGCCACUUCGGCCCCCGUCACUCGGGUGGCCCCCGGGGAGGCGCAGCCCGCCUGGCUCCCGGAGCCGGCCCCGAGCUCGGCCACCGCGGCCACGGGCAGCACAGGGGGAGUGCACACUUUGGAGGCUUCACCUGAUGCUCCGAAGACGCAGGCCCCCCCGGGCCCACAGACCCCCGUGCGGGCCGCGGCGGCGGCGGCGGCAGAAACCGAGACGGCGGGGGCUUCAGGGACAGAGCCUCUGAAAACGGAGGCGGCUCGAACCUCGCCAGUUCCAGGACCAGGGACUCCCACCGGGACCCCCACCAGAACCCCUUCCAGAACAGCACCUGGAGCCCUGACUGCCAAACCCCCGCUUGCCCCCAAGCCGGGAACCACAGUGGCUUCAGGAGUGACUGCGCGGGGUACCGCAGGACAGGUGAUGAUCAGUGGAAAUGGAGCUGCUAGAGCAACAUCAGCAUCGACGGGGCAGGCUCUUGAGGACCCCUCAGGGCCUGUCACACGCCCUCCAGAGACAUGUGAGGCUCCGGUAGCUGUGGUGACUGUGACCCCAGCUCCCGAGCCUGCUGAAAACUUUCAAGACCUGGGCUCCACCUCCAGCCUGGGACCUGGCAUCUCUGGGCCUCGCGGGCAGGCCCCGGACACCCUGAGCUACUUGGACUCCGUGAGCCUUAUGUCCGGGACCUUGGAGUCCUUGGCGGAUGAUGUGAGUUCCUUGGGUUCAGACUCGGAGAUAAAUGGUGUGGUCCUACGCAAGACGGACAAGUACGGUUUCCUUGGGGGCAGCCAGUACUCCGGCAGCCUAGAGAGCUCUAUUCCUGUGGAUGUGGCUCGGCAGCGGGAGCUCAAAUGGCUGGAGAUGUUCAAUAACUGGGAUAAGUGGCUGUCACGGCGUUUCCAGAAGGUGAAGCUGCGCUGCCGGAAGGGGAUCCCCUCCUCCCUCAGAGCCAAGGCCUGGCAAUACCUGUCUAAUAGCAAGGAAUUCCUGGAGCAGAACCCUGGCAAGUUUGAGGAGCUGGAACGGGCCCCUGGGGACCCUAAGUGGCUGGAUGUGAUUGAGAAGGACCUGCACCGUCAGUUCCCUUUCCAUGAGAUGUUUGCUGCUCGAGGGGGCCAUGGGCAACAAGACCUGUAUCGAAUCCUGAAGGCCUACACUAUCUACCGGCCUGACGAGGGCUACUGUCAGGCCCAGGCCCCAGUGGCUGCAGUGCUGCUCAUGCACAUGCCUGCUGAGCAAGCCUUUUGGUGCCUGGUUCAGAUCUGUGACAAGUACCUCCCAGGUUACUACAGUGCAGGGCUGGAGGCCAUUCAACUGGAUGGAGAGAUAUUUUUUGCGCUCUUGCGCCGGAUCUGUCCACUGGCACAUCGGCAUCUGCGGCGGCAGCGCAUUGACCCUGUGCUCUACAUGACAGAAUGGUUCAUGUGCAUCUUUGCCCGAACCCUGCCCUGGGCGUCAGUGCUGCGUGUCUGGGACAUGUUUUUCUGUGAAGGUGUUAAGAUCAUCUUCCGGGUGGCCCUGGUUUUGCUGCGGCACGCAUUGGGCUCCGUGGAGAAGCUGCGCUCCUGUCAAGGCAUGUAUGAGACCAUGGAACAGCUGCGCAACCUGCCACAGCAGUGCAUGCAGGAGGAUUUCCUGGUACACGAGGUAACCAGCCUCCCAGUGACAGAAGCACUGAUUGAGAGGGAGAAUGCAGCCCAGCUGAAGAAGUGGCGGGAAACUCGGGGAGAGCUGCAGUAUCGACCCUCACGGCGACUGCAUGGCUCCCGUGCCAUCCAUGAGGAGCGCAGGCGGCAGCAACCACCUCUGGGCCCUUCCUCCAGCCUCCUGAGCCUUCCUGGCCUUAAGAGCAGGGGCUCCCGGGCUGCUGGAGGGGCUCCUUCUCCACCCCCUUCUGCCCGCAGGGCUAGUGCUGGGCCUGUCCCUGGGGCUGUGGUCACUGCUGAGGGACUGCACCCAUCCCUGCCCUCACCCACUGGCAACAGUACUCCCCUGGGCUCCAGCAAGGAGAUGCGGCGGCAGGAGAAGGAGCGGCAGAAACAGGAGAAGGAACAGGAGAAGGAGCGGCAGAAACAGGAGAAGGAGCAGGAGAAGGAGCGGCAGAAACAGGAGAAGGAACGACAGAGGCAGGAGAAGGAGCGGCAGAAGUGGGAAAAAGAGCAAGAGAAAGAGCAGCAGAAGCAGGAGAAGAAGGGUCAAGGCCGAAAGCUUUCCCUGCGUCGAAAAGCAGAUGGGCCCCCAGUGCCCCAGGAUGGGGACAGGCCAUCAGCAACGGAGGCCCGGCAGGAUGCUUACUUUUGACCUCUGUCUCGGGCUGGAUGGCAUGGCCCCCUUUUCCUCAGCCAAGAGGAGGCCUGGCAAGGAUGCUUCCUCAGCCCCCUGGGCAGGCUGCCUUUCUUCAGAAAGUGGCUGCUGAUCCCCCCAUGGCCAGGACAGCCUCAGUGCAUGGGGCAGCUGCAUUUCCUGAAGUAGCUGUGACCAAGUCUGGAGGCUCUUGCCUCCAUUAGGCCCAGCUGGGAUCUCUGUCAUUUCCGCCAAUUCCCUCUGGGGUACCCUCCCAGGUGCUGUCCUAAUUGGCCUCUUGUCACCACAGGGUGAUUCUUGGCGAUGGCAGCAGUUGCAGAUUCUUACACUCCAGUGGUUCUCAUCACAAUGUGGAGCUUGGUUCCUUCGCUGUCUGUCUUGGGCCCGCCUGUCACCCCACUGCCUUCUGGGGGCCAAGGCUCUUCUCCCUCUCCUGGACAUCCUUGUGUUGUAAUUAUGUACAGAAGGUCAGGUUGGCCUGGGGUGGGAUGCUCUGUCCUUUGGCUCUCUUUCACAGUGCUCUGCACUCCAGUUUCUUUAAGGGGACAUGCACUGAAAUAGGAAAUGUUCUCCGCUUCGCUUUCCUCCUCCUCUCGUCCUGCUCUCCCUCCUUACCCACCUGCUUUGUAUUCUCAGGCCUCACUAGGACCCACUUUUCAUCUUGUCCCUUCUAGCCUUUAAGCCUCUCUCUGAGUAAGGGUCUUCCCUUGAGUCCAGGGGGUGGAGCCCAAUGUUUACAUUCUCUUCUGUCUCAGUCCCAUCCCAUGCAGUGCUUUGAGGAACCGGAUUAAGAACCUACUGUUUUACCUGGA
Messenger RNA from Jaculus jaculus (lesser Egyptian jerboa), 3242 nucleotides. It is a transcript of the gene Tbc1d10b, whose product is annotated as TBC1 domain family member 10B. Lineage: Eukaryota; Metazoa; Chordata; Mammalia; Rodentia; Dipodidae. The record is from RefSeq and is a predicted model, not a curated record. The transcript has 9 exons. The coding region runs from base 1 to 2427 and encodes 808 amino acids.